GUACAUACAUUACAUAUUCAUUGUAACAAUUUAAUUUUAUUUCUAGUUUACAAAAAAAAAUGGAAAUAUGGGUUUGCAGUUUGUUGGGUUUCUCCACGUGACCCCUAAAUUCUUGCAUGGCCUUUUGACAAAUUCUAGUCCUAGAUUGUUAUCGUCAUUCCACAUUAUUGGGUCAAUUGUUUGCUGUUUUUGGCUCUCUCUAUAGCAAGACAUUGUUCAUUUCAAACCAGGAUCUUGUUUGUCAAUUGGGUUUUCAAUUUGAUUUUGUUUUGUGUUGAUGAUUAGUGUGAGUGAUGUAAAAUGUGGUACAAGAGUAAAGGAUUUAGACUUCUGAGUCUGGUUUCAUGAGAGUGAGAGAGCUAUGGGAAGUGGAGCUGUAAAUAUUUUUGAGCUAUGUUGUUGUCCUUGUUGAGUAACCGCUCGUUGGAAGUUGAUUCCAGGGAUUCUUAUGGAUUUGCCUUGAGACCUCAGCACACACAACGAUACAGAGAGUAUGCUAAUAUUUACAAGGAGGAGGAAGGGGAAAGAUCGAAUAGAUGGAAGGACUUCCUUGAACAGCUGGCAAGCCAUUCUCAACCUUGCUCUUCAGAUAAAGAACAUAACGAGGCAUCACAGGCAAACUCGACUGAGACAAAAGUAGAAAUAAUCUCAGAGAGGCUUGGGAAAGGAGACGAUGCAAGUGACAGAAAAUUGAUUACUAAUGAUGAUACUUCAUCAGAAGGUGACCUCAAAAGUGAGGUGCAACUUUCAAAUGAAACUAAACCAAGGAAGGUUCACACAUGGGCUCAAAUUCGAUCAUCCCUUGGUGUUAUAGAAGAUAUUAUGGGCUCUCGUGUUAAGAAGAAGAAGAAGAAGGAUAUAAAAGAUGAACUAAUAAUUGUUGCAGGAGAAAAUGAACUUCAAUUUAUCGACAGGACAGGUUCUUUGAAAAAUUCAGACAAAAUUAAGGAAGACGUCUCUGUAAAUGAUGUCUUGAAUGACACUGUGAAUGCUACCAUUGUGGAGGUUGAAGAGAUCUAUGAGAAAGCAGAUACUGGGGAAGAAGGGAUUAGUGUUAAUGGGAUCCCUCCUGGUGACAGUUCUUUCAGUGAGGAAUUUGUUACAGCUGAUGGUGAUUCAGAGAAACCUGUGAAUGAUGGAGCUACGGCCAGUGUUGACUGUGAUAGGGCAGAAGAUGACAUUGGAACAGAAAAAAUUGCUGAGGGCUGGAAUCUUUUUGAUCCUAUAUUUCCCUGGAGAGAAGAACUGGAGUGCCUCGUCCAAGGAGGAGUGCCUAAGGAUCUCAGAGGAGAGGUAUGGCAAGCUUUUGUAGGUGUGAAGGCCCGUCGGGUGGAGAGAUACUACGAUGAUUUACUUGCUCAAGAAAGUAACACUGAUAAAGGCAAGGACAGUGAUGCCUUAUCUGCUGCAGCCAGCAAAUGGAAAAGGCAGAUUGAGAAGGACAUACCACGCACAUUUCCAGGUCAUCCUGCUUUGGAUGAGAAUGGUAGAAACUCGUUGAGGCGUUUGCUCUUAGCUUAUGCUCGACAUAAUCCAUCUGUUGGAUACUGCCAGGCGAUGAAUUUCUUUGCAGGGAUAUUACUACUCUUGAUGCCUGAGGAAAAUGCCUUCUGGACUUUUGUGGGUAUACUGGAUGACUACUUUGAGGGCUACUAUACCGAGGAAAUGAUAGAAUCUCAGGUGGACCAGCUUGUCUUUGAGGAGUUGAUGCGGGAAAGAUUUCCGAAAUUGGUUAAUCAUCUGGAUUACUUGGGAGUGCAGGUGGCAUGGAUCUCUGGACCUUGGUUUCUUUCUAUUUUCGUGAAUAUGAUUCCUUGGGAAAGUGUUCUCCGUGUAUGGGAUGUGCUUCUUUAUGAUGGAAAUCGUGUUAUGCUAUUUAGAACAGCACUUGCACUGAUGGAAUUAUAUGGUCAUGCAUUAAUUACAACAAAAGAUGCGGGAGAUGCUACUACUUUGUUGCAAUCCCUUGCAGGCUCGACAUUUGACAGCAGUCAGCUAGUUUUGACUGCUUGCAUGGGUUUUCUGGCUAUAACAGAAGCUAGGUUGGAAGAGUUGAGAGAAAAGCAUCGGCCAGCUGUAUUAUCAAUAGUUGAGGAAAGAUCAAGAAAAGGUCGGGUUUGGAAGGAUUCCAAAGGGCUGGCAACUAAACUUUACAGCUUUAAGCAUGAUCCUGCAUCACUGAUAGAGGAGAAAAAGACCAACAUAGGAGGUGAGACUGUAAAGGGAGAUAAAUCUCAUCUAGAGCCUCACUCUGCUAAUCUCAACAAUUUGCUUGAUAACAUAGCUGUAGAUCCAGAAGUGGAUUCUCUACCAGAUCUCCAAGAACAGGUGGUCUGGUUGAAGGUUGAGUUAUGCAGGUUGCUGGAGGAAAAAAGAUAUGCAGUACUCAGAGCAGAGGAGCUGGAGACAGCAUUUAUGGAGAUGGUCAAGCAUGAUAAUCGACGACAAUUGAGUGCAAGGGUUGAGCAAUUGGAGCAAGAAGUUGCCCUCCUACAUCAAGCCCUCUCUGAUAAGAAAGAACAAGAAGCUGCAAUGCUCAAGGUCUUGAUGCGGGUGGAACAAGAGCAAAAGGUAACCGAAGAUGCUCGAAUAAUUGCAGAGCGGGAUGCAGCUGCUCAGACAUAUGCAGUACAUGUGCUUCAGGAAAAAUAUGAAAAGGCUGUGGCUUCACUUGCUGAAAUGGAGAAAAGGGUUGUAAUGGCAGAAUCAUUGUUGGAGGCUACACUGCAAUACCAAACUGGCCAAGUUAAAGCACAUUGUUCUCCACGGUCUGUGGGAAAUCAAGCAACCACUCAGGAGAACACAAGAAGGGGUAUUUUGCCAUUUGCACUUGGUUGGCGCGACAGAAAUAAGGGCAAACCAUCUAAUGCCGAAGAGUCUAGCGAAACUAAAUCAACCAAUGGAGCAACAGAUGUGGUGGGCACUCCUCAGAAGAAUACAAGUGAACAAGAGAAGAAAACAAGUGAGCAAGGGCAGUAAUGCUGUCUUGUUGAAAGACAGAUUGUACUUGAUCUGGUUUAACACUUGCCCACUUUUUGUAUUGUAAAUGUGCAUACAACUGGCUUAGGAGCCGAUGAUAUGUAUCAAUUUAAAUUCAAAAGUCACCUUGUUUCUCCCAGGAUUUAAAAACUGAAAUUCAUUGUACAUUCAAUCAUUUUUCUUAUGUUUUUUUAAUAGAUAAUAAAGGUGCAGAGAUUUUGGUUAAGUAAA
Messenger RNA from Cannabis sativa, 3210 nucleotides. RefSeq lists its product as uncharacterized. Lineage: Eukaryota; Viridiplantae; Streptophyta; Magnoliopsida; Rosales; Cannabaceae. The transcript has 18 exons. The coding region runs from base 394 to 2979 and encodes 861 amino acids. The record is from RefSeq and is a predicted model, not a curated record.